GAAUUGUGCUCGGAAACGUACUGGGAGCAAAGCAUCUUGGGGAGGUGAGCGUUAGUAGAAUGCGUGCGCUGCCUCUUUGCAAAACAGUAGUGUUUGUAAAGCGCCACCUAACGGCAUACAGCAGAACUACUGCCUCUAUCUAAUUCUAGUUUUGCGCUAGACUCUGCUCAUGCAAGAAGCGGCCAAAACAAAAAAUCUGUUAUCAUACGAAAUAUAUUUAAUAUAUUUUUUAUUCUAAUAGCAUCUUGCGGACCCCUCUGGCAUAGCUCGCGGACCCCUGGGGGUCCCCGGACCACCUGUUGGGAACCACUGGACCAGAAGAACCAGGUUUGCUUCAGCCCUGUCUCCUGAUUUUGCCAUCGGUGGUCUUUGCGUUUUGCGUGAAAGGGAAAUGUUGCCUUUCAGAAUCCGGCGACCCACUGAGGAGAUGGCUCUGCAUUUCAAAAAGGAGGAAGAGGAGGAGGGCUGGGCGACCUUGGAUCCUGACCGGGCGGCUCUGCAUGGAGAAGUCAAGGAGGAAAAGGGCGGGCUCCAGGACUCGCUCGGUGACCAAGGGGCAAUUGAGAAAAAGGAAGAACUGUGGGGGGUGUCACUGGAAAGAGAGCAGUGUGGAAAGAGGAAACAGCCAGGAAGGAAAGCAAAAUCAAAUCAGGAGAGAAAACCCUUUGCUUCCCAGGGCAGUGGCUACCUUGAAAUCACAACCCAAGAAAAAACUGAUAAAAGGAAGAAGACCAGUCAAUGCCUCGUGUGUCAGAAAAGCUUCAGUUCGAGGUCUAAACUCAGAGCUCAUUGCAAAAUCCACAAAGGGGAGGAACCCUAUAAAUGCUUGGAGUGCGGAAAGAGCUUCAGUUGGUUCACAAACCUGAGCAGGCAUCAAAGAAGUCACACGGCAGGAAAAGUGCACACAUGCCUGGAGUGUGGAAAGAGCUUCAGUUCGAACUCGGACCUUAGGAAGCAUCAGAUUAUCCACACGGGGGAGAAACCCUAUAAAUGCCUGGAGUGUGGGAAAAGCUUCUGUCGCAGCACAACCCUCAUCAUGCAUCAAAGCCUCCACACUGGGGAGAAGCCGUACCGAUGCCUGGAGUGUGGGAAGAGUUUCAGUCAGAAGAUGUACGUCACUCGUCACCAGAGAAUUCACACCGGGGAGAAACCCUAUAAAUGUGCGGAGUGUGGGAAGAACUUCACGGUGAGGACGAGCCUGACUGCUCAUCAGAGAAUUCACACAGGGGAGAAACCGUAUAAGUGUGCAGAGUGCGGGAAAAGCUUCAGUCACAACUCAAGCCUAACAAUGCAUCAGAGGACUCACAUGGCUGAGAAACCAUACAAAUGCUUGGAAUGUGGAAAGAGUUUCAGCGUCAAAAUUAGUCUUACUUAUCACGAAAGGAUUCACACAGGGGAGAAACCAUAUACGUGUUCGGAGUGUGGGAAGAGCUUUAGUCAGAGCUCAGCCCUCUCCACACAUCAGAGAAUUCACAUGGCCGAGAAACCCUAUAAAUGUGCUGAGUGUGGAAAGAGCUUCAGUCAGAACGCCGACCUUAUCACCCAUCAGAGAAUCCACACAGGGGAAAAGCCAUAUAAGUGCUCGGAGUGCGGAAAGAGCUUCCGUUUGAGCACGGGCCUCAGUAACCACCACCGGAUUCACACCGGGGAGAAACCCUACGAAUGCCUGCAGUGUGGGAAAAGCUUCAACAACAGCACAACCCUCAAUAUGCAUCAGAGGACUCACUCCGAAGAGAAACCGUAUAAAUGCUUGGAGUGUGGAAAGAGCUUCUGUUCAAGCACAAUCCUCAUGUACCAUCAAGCUACUCACUCAGAGGAGGAGCCCUAUAAAUGCUCGGAGUGCGGAAAGAGCUUCAACCUGAACAAAGACCUCACUUCUCAUCAAAGAAUCCACAGAGAGGAGAAGCCCUACAGAUGCCUAGAGUGCGGAAAGAGCUUCAAUCAGAAGAUUAAUCUCACGUUUCAUCAAAGAAUCCACACAGGGGAGAAGCCGUAUAAAUGCUCGGAGUGCGGAAAGAGCUUCAGUCGAAGCACACACCUUACAUGUCAUCAGAGAAUUCACUCGGGGGAGAAACCGUAUAAAUGCCUCGAGUGUGGGAAGUGCUUCAGUUCGAGCUCAAACCUCAGUAAGCAUCAAGUGACUCAUUCCGGGGAGAAGCCCUACAAAUGCUCCGAGUGCGGAAAGAGCUUUAAAAGGAGAUCAUACCUCAGUAAGCAUCAGAGAACUCAUGAAGAGGAGGAAGUAUAGAACUACAUUACGCCUAGAAAGAACGUUCAUCCAAGUAUAACUUCUCAGAUUUCACACCCAGGAGAAAUCACAUAUCAUGUGUUGCCUCUCAGGCCAGAUCCACACCAUAGAUUCAAAGCACAUCCAACACUCAUUUAAAGAACAUGACUUUCCCUCAGUUGGGAAAAGUAGAUUGUUAAGGUGUUUUUUGUUUUUUUUAAGGAAAGGGCUUUUAAUGGGGCUGUGCUGUUGUUGUUUUACUACCUGUGUGUUAAUAUAUAUGUUUUUAUAUUGUUUUAAUCCUGUUAUAGUUUAAUUAUUUUCAAAUAUAAUUUUAUUUUUUGUUUUCACCUUUUGCAGGCAUUUUAACAAAAAAAAUGGUAACAAAAUUAAUCUACAUUUCUUUCGACUUCCCUCCUUUCUGCGGUUACUUAGUUUGUAUCUUUUUAUUACUGUAUAUCAGGGGUGUCCAACCGGUCAACCGCGAUCAAUAGGUCGAUCCCCUGAUGAUUGUGAUCGAUCGGAGGAUCCUUACCACUCAUGUUGUUUAGAAUCAUGCCUCCGCCCCUCUCUGUGUUUCCCUGCGCCACGUUUAAUGGGUGUUCCUUUGUUGUCUGCUGUACCGCUGCUGUUAUUUAUUGCAAUUCUUCACACCUACUGUUAAAAUAAGCUAAACCACUUUUUAAACCCUAAAAAAACUCAGCAACUUUGGCCUGCUCCCCUAAAAAAGGGGACCAUUUUUUCUUUCUGGAAGUAGAUCGUAGUCUCUUGGGAGUUGGGCGUCCCUGCUGUAUAUCCAAUUCAAAUUGUUUACCGAUGUUCCCUUUCAAUUAUUUCUUACCGCUUGAGUUUAUGUCAAUCCUGUUAAUAUUUCAAGUUGU
Molecule: messenger RNA, 3108 nt
Organism: Zootoca vivipara (common lizard)
Lineage: Eukaryota; Metazoa; Chordata; Lepidosauria; Squamata; Lacertidae
Biological process (GO): regulation of transcription by RNA polymerase II
Cellular component (GO): nucleus
Molecular function (GO): DNA-binding transcription factor activity, RNA polymerase II-specific; RNA polymerase II transcription regulatory region sequence-specific DNA binding
Source: RefSeq, a predicted model, not a curated record